GGGAUCCCAGCCGCCGCCGCAGCGGCACCACCACCAUCACCAGCCCCCGCAGCGGCAGCCGGCUGCAGCCGCGGCGGCCGCUGACCUGUCGGCCGGGUCGGCCGUGUCCCAGCCCGUGGUGGUGGUGCGCGGUCACCGCAGAGGUCUGUCGGGACCGGCCGCCAUCCACCUCGGCACCGCCGACCAGACCGAGAGGGUCACUGCCGAACAGGCUAGCCAGGUCAUUGCGGAACAGACUGGCCAGGUCACUGCGGAACAUAAUAACCAGGUCACUGAGGAACGUACGGGGCAGGUCACUGCGGAACUAGGUGGUCAGGCCACUGCGGAACAGACUGGUCAGGUCACUGUGGAACAAAACGGUCAGGCUGCUGCGGAACAAACUGUGGAACUAAAUAGUCAGGCUGUUGCGGAACAAAGCGAUCAGAAUGUGACUGAGGAACAAAACCAAAAGACCCCCGUAGAUGAAGGCGGCGAAAUGGCUUCCGCUGAAGACGGAGUUCAGCACCCGACUGAAAAAGACCGCGGUCAGAAGCUCGCCGAGGAAACAGCCAGUGCAGUGACCUCCGAGCGUGAUAUGGUUCCUGCUGACCCGAGUACGACAGCAGACGGCGAACGGAGCGACACGGCGUCCACCGAGCAGACUGUCUCGACUGCGUCUGAGCAGACCAGCGCCGUGCCUACCGCACAGGCCAGCGGAGUGGCCUCUGGACAGUGUAACGAUACCCGCACCAGCACCACGACAUCCGACCAGGCCGAUGUCAUCACGAGCAGCAGCGAGAAAUCACCCAUCAGCCACUCCCCGCGGCCGGGAGCCGAUGGGGCGCCGCGGCUCACGGCGCCGGAGACGAACUCUCGCCGCCAGACGAGCGGCUCUGACGGGCCGGGCGCGCCGCCGACGGACCGUGACCUGCCUGUCGAGCCGACAGAGGUCUGGGAGGACGUCCAGCUGUGAUGAGACGGCGCUGGACCUCACUGGCGAUGAGGAGACCACCAUCGCCCGGCUGAACCCGCACGUGCGGGAGAUGACCUCCGACAUCCUGUACCACCUGGCUCUCGGCUCCGGCUCGCACGACCUGCACGCCAUGUUCGGCGACGUCAAGUUCGUCUGCAUGGGCGGCACUCCGCGACGGAUGGAGCAGUUUGCGCACUUUAUCAUGAAGGAGAUCGGCUACCAGCUGCCCACCGGCGCCCAGCUGCUCGACAUCUCGCUACACUCGUACAGAUACUCCAUGUUCAAAGUCGGACCGGUGCUCUCAGUCAGCCAUGGUAUGGGCAUGCCGUCUGUGGGCAUCCUACUACACGAGAUGAUCAAGCUGAUGUACCACGCCCGGGUGAAGAACCCCACGUUCUUCCGUCUGGGCACGUGCGGCGGCAUCGGCAUCGACGGCGGCAACCUGGUCAUCACGGAGAGCGCCGUCGACGGCCUGAUGAACCCCUACCUGGAGCAGGCAAUCCUGGGAGAGAUCCAGAAGCGUCCUGGUCUCCUGGACCCCGAGCUGGCUGCCGAACUGAAGGCACUUUCCACCCCUGAAGACCCGUGGCAGAUCUACUCAGGGAAGACGAUGUGCACAACAGAUUUCUACGAAGGUCAGGGCCGGCUGGACGGCGCCUUCUGCGACUACACUGAGGAGGACAAGUUUGACUUUCUGCGUAAGAUCCACGCCGAGGGCAUCAUCAACAUGGAGAUGGAGUCUCUGAUGUUCGCCGCGCUGUGUCACCACGCCGGCAUCCGCGGAGCCGUCAUCUGCGUCACCCUGCUCAACAGGAUGAAGGGCGAUCAGGUGACUGCCGAGAAGUCCCAGCAGAUGGAGUGGCAAGAAUACCCUCAGCGGCUGGUGGCGCGCUACAUUCGCCAGCAGCUGGAGGCGGCCGAUGGGGUCGGCUCGGGGGCCGGCGGUCUGAUCCGCUCGCUCUCACAGCUGCACCUGACCAGACAGACGUCUGAGCAGUUCGCCAGCUCCGAGUAGGAGCCGUGCCGCCGAACAGCCGCACAGCGCCGCCGAACUCAGUGUCACCCUCGACCGGACCGCCACCGCUGUCGCCGUCCGUCGCUUCAGCUGCAGCACUGAAUUCAGUUACCGAUAUUCCGAGCAGCGAGCAGUAGCUGUCGCUAUAACCACGCGCCAUAUAACCUCCCGCCAGUGUACUGCACCUGUGAUCUCAGUGGCGAUAUACGGCCAAGUCUAUAACGCGGGGCCAGAGAAAACCUAUAAGGCAUUCCAUAAGAAUCCAAUCUGUGAUCGGUUGGGAUCGGGUCGUUCCUCGAAAUGAGCUUCUUAGUGUAAGGUAUAGAUAGGUCGGUUAGACCAGAUGACUGCCAUCUUACUAGUCUGAUGAUCUCGAUAAAUUUCCGUGUAAUUCUAGUCAUGUGAUCUGUUAUUGUUUUGCUUGUUUUGUGUUUGAGCCUAUACGUAAACUCUAUUCAGCUUUAGCGCACAAUAGACCUGCCCAUUCGGUAGGGUAGCAAUCGUUUUAUCUCAUUCAGGAAUAUGAAUCGUUGAUAUACAACUAACUAUAAGCACACUUCGUGCGAGGUCGUUAGUGAAAACACGGGUGACAUGGCGGAGACCAGGAAGGGCUGGUUGUUGUAUUGUUGUGACCUAAAGCUGGAUUGGUGUGAGUGCUUGUUGUCAUGCUGACAUCCACUCUGUCUUCUUGUGGUGACUUCUGAAGCGGGUUGGUUGAAAGGUCAAGUGUCGAAACAGCUCAGCGAAUGAAAUAAUUGGACGCACUGUGUGUGUCAAAAUGAAUUGUUCGCAUUCCAAUCAAAACUAAGUCUAUUUUGCUAUCUCGAUGCUUAGCUAGUGAGUGCUUGAGUAAGAAACUGGUGGACUGUAUCUAUCCAGGUUAGUGAGCCAUUAAACAUCCAAGCAAAGUGGCGCAGAUCCUCAGAGUUGGUAUACGGCAGAUCAAUAAAUCAAAAGCUCGUUGCUUUGCAAGUGCACAAGAGUAGACAGUUUUGCCAUGUGUAGCUUCACUGCUGUAGACCAAUGGCCAUCAAAAAUAUAAUAAACAUGCCUCAGCCAACGCUA
This is a messenger RNA of Amphibalanus amphitrite, 3032 nucleotides long. RefSeq names its product uridine phosphorylase 1-like. The transcript has 7 exons. The record is from RefSeq and is a predicted model, not a curated record. The coding region runs from base 756 to 1967 and encodes 403 amino acids. Gene Ontology annotation, cellular component: cytosol; cytoplasm. Gene Ontology annotation, biological process: uridine catabolic process; nucleotide catabolic process. NCBI's taxonomy places the organism in Eukaryota, Metazoa, Arthropoda, Thecostraca, Balanomorpha, Balanidae. Gene Ontology annotation, molecular function: uridine phosphorylase activity.